This is a messenger RNA of Triticum aestivum (bread wheat), 1222 nucleotides long. RefSeq lists its product as uncharacterized. The transcript is spliced from 5 exons. NCBI's taxonomy places the organism in Eukaryota, Viridiplantae, Streptophyta, Magnoliopsida, Poales, Poaceae. The coding region runs from base 1 to 987 and encodes 328 amino acids. The record is from RefSeq and is a predicted model, not a curated record.
AUGACGCCGCUCGUCAUUGACAUCGUCAAGUUGGCAUCAUGGAGGAUGGCGAUACGGAGCGGCGUCACUCAAGACGGAGAUCCGGUGCUCAGUGUCACGCCCUUCGUGUCUUCCAUGAAGCCGGUGCUACGGACGAAGACACGGAGCACGGCAAGACGCCGCCUUCCGUCGAGCCACCGCCGUGAACGACGACGACACGGAGCUCGCCAAGAUGCCGCCCACCGUCGACAUCGUCAAGACGGCGCCUCUAUGGACGACAUCAUGGAGCACGCCACGAUGCCGCCCACAUUCGAUGUUGUCAAGCUGGUGACAUUGAGGCCGCUCGGCUCUCUGGAUAAGGCAAAUCCUCAGCCACAAAUCUCCCGAACCCACCUUGUGCCCCCAGAUCUCAUCGCCUCCGACCUCCCAGCGCCGGCCGACCACCGGUCCACGACGCCCCGAGCUCACCUGAGCGCCCCCCCCCCCCCUCCCACCCACCCACAGCGGAGCUCUGCCUCGCCCCCAUCCGACCGCCGCCUCUACCAUAGCCUCCGCCUCUCACUCCUCCGUCCUUUCAGAUCUGACAUGUGCUCCUUCACAUCGUCGCCGUCAUGCGCCGUCUACCGCCUGCUCCGACCCUCUGCACAGUCUCCCCUACACCAGCCCGUUGGUGGCUUGUUGGCCAUCGCUCUCUCCAUCUCCGGCACCGUUCCCCGCCAGGUCUCCGCACGGUGCCAUCUCCUCCAAACUGUAAAUCGGCGCGCGUACAGGAUUUGGCUUGGUCAAUUUGUUCUCAAGGACUAUGUAGUGCAUAGGGAAUUCAAUUUAUUUUCCUCUCUAGUCGGCGAAGGAGUACACCUUCACCGGCGACGCAGCCUCCCUUUGAUUGCUACCCGCCCUCAUGGAGUACUAAAUCAAGAUGAGCCGAGAGAAGGGAACAUCAUUAGUGCAACAAAGAGGUUGCAGCAAAAAGUCGAGGUUAUCACUUGGAAAGAAGAAAUUGUAUAAUAUUCUUCCAAAUGAAGAAGAGGUACUAUUCUCUACUGUAGAAAAAUCAAAUAAUUCGAUGAUGCUUUGGUUUCUUAGUAUUAUCGAUUGUAGUGUGUGGCAAUGAUGAAGAGCUUAGCAAUUAUUCUGCAAAUCUCAAAUGUGUAUACUUAAUCCCUUCCAUAUUUUGAUGGUGUAUGUCUUCAAACUAGAAAUUAAAUGUUGGCCAACACCUAUUUGAGAUCUGUUUUUUCUU